Molecule: messenger RNA, 1176 nt
Organism: Musa acuminata AAA Group (dessert banana)
Lineage: Eukaryota; Viridiplantae; Streptophyta; Magnoliopsida; Zingiberales; Musaceae
Exons: 7
Coding region: 221-757 (178 amino acids)
Source: RefSeq, a predicted model, not a curated record
AGAGAGAGAGAGAGAGCGAGAGAGAGAGACGGGGUGUUUAAAUGCGAGCACAUGGAGUGGGAUCGGGGCCGGCUGUCCUCGCUUGGAGCCCUAAUCGCCCUUCACGUGUUCCUCCCUCCCGCCUUCCUCUCGCCUAUUAAUACCUCAUCGUCUCCUGGGGGUGGUUCGCCAGAGAGAGCCCAUCGAAGUGCGCAGGCAGCGGAAGAGGGAAAAGGGCGUCAUGGAGGGAGGAAAGAAGCAGGACGCCGGUGCCCCCGCCAAUUCGUCCUCCUCCUCCACUUCUUCUUCCUCGCCCUCCGGCUUCUUCAGCAGUGUCUUCCCUCCUCCUUCCACGGUGAUGGCUAAGGAUUCAUCGCAGAGUGACUUGUACUGGACCUUGAGCAAGCAAAGGGCGGAUGGUUCGAUCGGGAACGCUCAGGGCGCGGCAACAGAUUUAAUCGACAUAUGUAAGCUCAGAUGGAUGUGGUUCCGAUUAACUAUGGUGUUCGAGAUGGCAAAUCACAGGGAAGUCCAACCAAAAGGCAAACAGCACGGGGCAAGGAUGGUAAACCAGUUGAUCCCGGUCAAUCUGAAGAAUCAGCCUAUUUCGGCUCAUCUGUGCACUAUGGGGGUCGUGAUUUCUAUGUCACUUCUCCAUCCAACCAAGUCUCUGGAGCUCCAAAAAGUUACAAAGCUGAUGAAGGGGAUGGUUCGGGUGACACAAACAUUGCCAACAGAGGUGAAUGGUGGCAAGGUUCCCUGUACUAUUGAAGACUAAUUAUGUCAGUAUGCUUUCCAUUAUUAAGGAAGAAGCUACAAGUUCCACAACAGAUGAACAAAGAAGCAACAUGAGAUCUGAAUAGAGUACUAAUUCAGAUGUGAUGAACUAAGAAACAAAGUGAGAUAUGAAUUAGAGUUCUACAAGUUGAUAAGCCUUCAUUCAUCAGAUUUGUAGUAUUAAACAGAACCAUAUUAGGCGAUCACAUUUUCUUGAUAUGGCAUCUCCCAGAAAGUGUGCUAUUGUCAUACCCCAAAAAAAUUUCGUGUGCCCACCGUCUUCUUCCUGGUUGUAUAAACCCUAGAAUCAUAGCACUGAAUAAUAAAAUGUAAAAAAAAAACAUCUAGCUCAAAAAAUACAUCUGAUUGUAUGAGAUUUGUUGCUUCAGCUACUCUAAUUUUCACUGUGCAUUCCUUUUC